Messenger RNA from Heterocephalus glaber (naked mole-rat), 4511 nucleotides. The record is from RefSeq and is a predicted model, not a curated record. Lineage: Eukaryota; Metazoa; Chordata; Mammalia; Rodentia; Bathyergidae.
CCCGGCUCGGCCCCGACUUCCUGCCGCGCUGGGGAACCGCGCGCAGACCCGCGUCCCCGACGCCCGGCUGCUGCAGGGGGCGGGAGCAGCGGCGGCCGAGGUCCCUUCCGAAAGCGACUUUCAAACUCGCGCCCGCUUCGCGGCGCCACCUGGGCAGCGCCUCGCGUGUCCGGAGCCGGCGGAGCGGCGACCGCGCGAAUCUCCCUGAGGUGCCCUCCCCAGGCAGCAAUGCCAGGAUGCCUGUCUCUGCCACCUUUCAUCAAGAUGGCAGCAAGGAGCGGCCAGUGAGCCUGACGUCCUCCACCUCUUCGUCUGGCUCCUCCCGUGACAGCCGCAGCGCCAUGGAGGAGCCCACUGGCCCCGCGGCUUCGGCCCAGAACGGGCAUGCCCCCAACAGCAACAACAAUUCCAGCGGCCGGCUGAACGCAAAGGGACCUCUCUCCCCAUGCAGCAUCCGGGCGGUGGGGCCCACACACCACAAGCUCAGCUACCUGGGCCGAGUGGUGCGGGAGAUUGUGGAAACGGAGCGGAUGUACGUGCAGGACCUGCGCAGCAUCGUGGAGGACUACCUCUUGAAGAUCAUCGAGACACCUGGGCUGCUGAAGCCAGAACAAGUCAGCGCCCUCUUUGGGAACAUAGAGAGCAUCUAUGCACUGAACAGCCAGCUGCUCAGAGACCUGGACAGCUGCAACAGUGACCCUGUGGCUGUGGCCAGCUGCUUCGUGGAAAGGAGCCAAGAGUUUGAUAUCUACACCCAGUACUGCAACAACUACCCCAACUCAGUGGCUGCGCUGACGGAAUGUAUGCGGGACAAGCAGCAGGCCAAGUUCUUCCGGGACCGGCAGGAGCUGCUGAAGCACUCGCUGCCCUUAGGCUCCUACCUGCUGAAGCCCGUCCAGCGCAUCCUCAAGUACCACCUGCUGCUCCAGGAAAUUGCCAAACAUUUUGAUAAAGAAGAGGAUGGCUUUGAGGUGGUGGAGGAGGCCAUUGACACCAUGACCUGCGUGGCCUGGUACAUUAACGAUAUGAAGAGGCGGCAUGAGCAUGCAGUCCGGCUCCAGGAGAUCCAGUCUCUGCUCAUCAACUGGAAAGGACCUGACCUGACCAUCUAUGGGGAACUUGUCCUAGAGGGCACCUUCCGUGUGCACCGUGUACGCAAUGAGAGGACUUUCUUCCUCUUCGACAAAACACUGCUCAUCACCAAGAAGCGGGGAGAUCACUUUGUCUACAAGGGUCACAUCCCGUGCUCCUCGCUGAUGCUGAUCGAAAGCACCAGAGACUCCCUCUGCUUCACCGUCACUCACUACAAGCACACCAAACAGCAGUACAACAUCCAGGCCAAGACAGUGGAAGAGAAACGGAGCUGGACUCACCACAUCAAGAGGCUCAUUCUGGAGAACCAUCACGCCACCAUUCCCCAGAAGGCCAAGGAAGCCAUCUUGGAAAUGGACUCCUAUUAUCCCAGUCGGUAUCGGCGAAGCCCAGAGAGGCUGAAGAAAGCGUGGUCAUCCCAGGACGAAGUGUCUGCUCACGCACGCCAGGGGCGCCGGCAGUCUGAGCCGACCAGGCACCUGCUCAGGCAACUCAGCGACAAAGCCCCUCGCCCAUGUGCUGGGGACCCAGUGGUGGUGUCAGCAGCCAGAGCAGCAGGAAUGAAGGGGAAGGGACGCCGGGAGUCUGAAGGCCCCAAGAGCUGCAGAACGCCCAGCAACAGAUCAACCAGUGGUGAGAAGCACAUGAGCUUCGAGUCUGUCUCCUCCCUGCCAGAGGCUGAAGCAGACCCUGGUCCUGGGGCCGAGCAGGAGGUCUUUGCUGUCAUGGAAGGUCCUGACACCGAGGAGAUGCCUUCAGACACAGAGCCACCUGAAGUCCCAGAAACAGGAGCUGACACUCACCAGGAGCUGCUGGGGAUGGACCACCCACUGGACAUGGUGGGCUUCAUGGUGGCCGAGAGCACCGAGGACCUUAAGGCCCUGAGCAGUGAGGAGGAGGAAGAGAUGGGGCCAGCCCAGGAGCCCGAAAGCCUCUUGCCACCCUCUGUGCUAGACCAGGCCAGUGUCAUUGCUGAGCGGUUUGCCAGCAGCUUCUCUCGGCGCAGCAGUCUGACCAUGGAGGAUGGCAGUGGCAAGUCUAGUGGCUUUGGGACGCCACGGCUGGUCAGCCGGAGCAGCAGCGUGCUCAGUCUGGAGGGCAGUGAGAAGGGCCUGGCCCAGUGGGGCAGCACAGUGGACUUACUCAGCUCCCAGCCUGCCCUGGAAGUGGGCAUCAGCACGGGGCUGGCCACAGAGAGUGGCUCUUGUGCCAACAGGACCAAGUCCGCAGAUGUAGGCUGCCCAGUGGAGCCCAGCAGAUCUUCCUGCAAGGACUCAGCACUCUCCACCCGAGAUCGCCUGUUGCUGGAUAAAAUUAAGAGUUACUAUGAGAACGCAGAGCAUCACGAUGCAGGCUUCAGUGUGCGGCGCCGGGAGAGUCUUUCCUAUAUCCCCAAAGGACUGGUGAGGAGCUCUGUUUCCAGGAUCAACAGCCUUCCGGGGCCAGACGUGAAGCCGGCAGCUCCGGUGGGGUACAAGAGACAGGGGGGCUCCCGGGUGGCACCAUGGACCUUGUUUGACCUCCCAGGAUCCAGCCAGGCGGUCAUAGAGGACCCAGCUCCUAUCACAGAUGCUGAGUUCCGCCCGUCGUCGGAAAUUGUGAAGAUGUGGGAGAGAAUGGAGUCUGCUGAGCGAAGCCCCCAGAUGGGACUGGGCCAGGCUCAGGCCAACGGCUUUGACCUACAGGAGCCACUAUUUAUCCUGGAGGAGCAUGAGCUCGGGGCCAUUACCGAGGAGUCGGCUACCGCCUCUCCGGAAAGUGCCUCACCCACCGAGCUGCCCAGCCGGGCCCACUUGGCCCAGGAGCUGAAAGAGCUGGUGAAGGAGCUGAGCAGCGGGGACCAGGGGGAGCUGGUUACCCCACUGCACCCGCGCAUCAUGCAGCUGUCGCAUGUGAUGGACAGCCAGGUGAGCGAGCGUGUCAAGAACAAAGUCUACCAGCUGGCCCGCCAGUACAGCCUCCGGAUCAAGAGCAUCAAGGCAGUGCCUGCCAGGCCGCCACUGCAGUGGGAGAAUGCAGCUCCAGAUAUGGACAGGAAGAGCUCCACUGUUCCCUGCCUGCAGGAGGAGGCGGCAGAGCUGUCCAGUGGCAAAGGCCAGAGGAAGCCUGUGCUGUCUCUCCUCAGCUAUGAGCAGUUGGUGGCCCGGGAGCACAGCCCCCUCAAACCCCCCUCUGCUGGGGAGACAUCGCCUCGACGCUUCUCCUUCAGCCCCUCUGCAGCCAGUGCAAAGACCACCUCGCCAGGAGCCCGGCUCAGCCCCUUUGACACCGAGACCUUCCACUGGCCUGAUGUCCGAGAGCUGUGCUCCAAGUACGCCCAUGACCUGGCUGCUCAGACCGAGGGUAGCCGGCCUCGUGCCCCACCAGUCAACCGGAGUCGCUCAGUGCCUGAGAACAUGAUGGAGCCUCCCGUGUCGGGCAGGGUGGGCCGCUGCUGCAGCCUGAGCACCAAGAGCAGCCAGGGAGGUGGAGAGGCUGCCCAGCCCCCGUCUCCUGGGUCGCCGACCCAAAGUGGACUGAAUGGAGGCGAAGCCCUAUUUGUCACUGCAGACCUCACCCUGGACAGUAACCAGCGGGUGAUUGUCCUUGAGAAGAGGCCACUUCCCAGCCCCACUGUGGGGCCCGAGGAGGAGGGUGGCACGCAGGGACCAGGUUCACCAGAGGCCAUGGAGGGACAGGGCCAAGAUUCCCAGGAGUCUUCAGAGCACUGGCUGAAGGAAAGAGGUCCCAGGGACUCAGAAGGCCCAAGCAAGCAGGGCCGAGUGAGAAACCUGAGAGAAAAAUUCCAGGCUUUGAACUCUGUGGGUUGACUGGCUCCUGUGGGGGAGGAGCCAUGUUGGGAUGGAGAAGACACCCCCACCCCCCGCCCCCCCUGUCCACAAAAACUGGUCCCUCCCCUGCCCUGGAAGAGAGCUCUAGAGUGAGCAUGUGGCCUCCCCUGUGCCUGGUGCCCCCUGGGGCUUGUGACAACUUUUCUCAGGCCCAGAUGAGCCAUCCCCCCACCCCCCAAAGCUGCCGUGGCCAUCUCCCUUGUACAUAGUUCUCUGGUAAGAAACCAGGUAUUUAAGUUCACCUUGGCCAGGGAGAGGAAGCACUGCUCAGGCCUCCACCUUUGGCUGCUCACUGCCAGGCGGAGGACCUGGGGGAGAGCCAGGAAGCAGCCUGGGCAGGCUUUGCUCUUUGUGCCUUUUCUUAGGACUCAGGCAGAAAUGAGGCCAAUAAUUUAUUACUUUCCAUCCUGUGGUGUGUGUGUGUGUGUGAGUGAUUGUGUGUCCUCCUGUUGUUUAUCCCCUCCUGUGAAGAAUGGAAUGGACUUAGUGCAGGUACUUUGGAGGGUUGUUGCUGACCCUGCUGUUGUCGCUCAUGUACACACAUUUCAUUAUUUGCCAAUGGUGCAAUAACCACUGCUGACCAACUGA